Ostreobium quekettii is the source of this 1062-nucleotide messenger RNA. NCBI's taxonomy places the organism in Eukaryota, Viridiplantae, Chlorophyta, Ulvophyceae, Bryopsidales, Ostreobiaceae. The record is from the annotation of a GenBank genome assembly.
AUGUCAACAGGAAAUAGUGAUGGCCACCCCCUAGUGGGAUGGGGAGAGGCGCCUGAUGACGUCAUGAACAUUAUUUGGGAUCUCUUUGCCUCAAGAGAUGGCAAAAAAACUGCACAAGAGUUUGUGAAAUUUGCAAGGUUGGUGAACAAGCACUGGUGUGCAUGGGCAAACAGAGUGGUUCGCUGUGUGACGAUACCUAUGAGGUGCCACUUGGUGAACAUUGGGACAGUGUGUUUCAAAACGGAUCGGCGUCCAUCAGGGGUCAAUGGCGUUGAAGCAAAAUGGUUGGCGUCAGGGACCAAUGCUGCAAGGCGUAGCAGAGAGCGCUUUUUUAAAACAUUGAAGUGUUUUGAGAUGUUGGAAGUUGUGGCCGUAAAAUUCCCCAACGUUGAGCAGCUGACAAUGGCCCAUAAUAUGACAUCCAAGGCCCGUUGUGUUCCCCAUCUGAGGAGACUUGGCAGUUUGAGGCGCAUUGUGCUCAAGGGGGGAAACAUGGAACAUGCAGAUUUUGAUUGGCUGCAGUCGUUGGAGCAUCUAAGGUGCCUGAGCCUUCAACCCAACUUCAUGCAAUACUUGUCAUCUUGUGGCUAUGAGCAAAUUGGGAUGGUCACCAGGCUGGAAGUGCUGGAGUUGGACAGACCAUUCGACACCACAGAAACGUACAGCUACAGCGGCAGCAUGGACUGGUUGAAACAUCUGUCGGCUCUGACAAGCUUGCAUUUGGGUCUGAGCGAUUUCCGAUGCCCUGCUGGCACUGUCCUUGAGCACAUUCAGCACUUGACGUCUCUUAGGCGUCUCAGCCUCCGUUGUUUCAAGGUCACGAGUGAGGAUAUUCUCGACUUGUGUUGCCUGAAGUCACUGACGUCUUUGACUUUCACAUGCUGCAGUAUGGUGUCACCUGGGGCCUUGACUAAUCUGAAUGCCUUGCCAGCACUGAGAUCUCUUACUGCUGCUCUGUGUGAUGGAGUUGACAGCAAAAUCAUGGAGAAACUAACCUCAAUAGGUUCGCUGUCUGUGAGGCAAACAUUUGGAACUGAACGGGAUCAUGUGUUUUUCACAUGA